Molecule: messenger RNA, 4908 nt
Organism: Malaclemys terrapin pileata
Lineage: Eukaryota; Metazoa; Chordata; Testudines; Emydidae
Gene: FZD7
Product: frizzled class receptor 7
Exons: 1
Coding region: 1502-3190 (562 amino acids)
Biological process (GO): canonical Wnt signaling pathway; non-canonical Wnt signaling pathway
Cellular component (GO): plasma membrane
Molecular function (GO): Wnt receptor activity; Wnt-protein binding
Source: RefSeq, a predicted model, not a curated record
ACAAGAUUGUUAUGGUGGAGACUUUGUAUCAAGAUUAUGAAUGUAAUUUUAAAUUUCUCAGUGGUCUAUAACAAAAGCUUUUAAAAAUGCCUUAAAAUCUAUCUAAAGAUUAUAGCCCCAUCACAAAUUCAUUUAUUUUACCAGCAAGAAUAAUAAAGCUUUACGAAGUGAUAAAUCUGAUCCCCCAUAAAAAAAGAAAAAGAAAAACCACCACACACACACACACAUUACAAAUCCCAACAAAGUCACCCAUUUACUCCGUAAAUGUGAAGAGGAUGUUGCUUGUUUUUCCAUUAAUUCUUGGCAUUUGUUUAGCUCUUUUACAUUUUCAAAGCCUGUGCAAACAUUACUUGAUUUUAGUUUAUUAAGGCCACCCUGAGUGCAAUCUCUGAAUCUUUCUCCUACUCAACCUUCCUGCUCAGCAAUCCCAGACGGAAUUUGUUGAGGGCGCCUGGUAUUCGCAACAAAAAAAAAUUGUUUCAGGGAGGGGGAAAGGCAGAUCUUUUCAGACACAGUUCGCCCACACCCGAUCCGCCUUCGACACUACCCCAUGCCCCCUUAACAGGUGGGAGAAAAGUUUUUCUCAACUUUUCAACUGAGAGAUCCCUCCCAGCGCAGUCCAGGCUCCUCCUCGCCCUCCCUCUUCCCCACGCCCCUUUCAUCUGUUCUAACCAAUUCUGAUCAGAGCUGUGGAGGCAACAGACGCUGCAAUUGGCAGGAGCUGAGGUUCUAUGCCCCGCCUACUGUGUGGUUUGUGAAUGGGGAAGGGGCGGGGCUCCGUGGAAUCCUCAGACAUAUAUGUAUCUUUUUUGUGUUCUACAGGACAAGAGUCGCUCGCUAGAGGAGAGGUUCCAGUGGCUGCUGUAUCCUCGCCACGGACUUUGUCCGCUGCCGAGCGGGACGAAGGCGCGUUUCGGCGGCCCUGCCAACUGAUUAGGAGUCUAGAGGGGAAACUGUCGGAGCUGGAGGGAGGAUCGCGCAGUAAUUGGAUUUUAAAAGUUAUUUAAGCCCCCCAGUAAAAUACACGGAUCAGUCGGGCGAAGUAAUAAUCCGUUUAACUGUAACCUAAAUCCCAGGCUUUAGGGCUGAGCAGCGAGGCGGGGAGCGGAGCCAGUGAGUUGCCGCCGCCACGGGACUUGCUGCGGAGCUGGCGAAAGACUUUGCCUAGGUUUGCGGGUGUUUUGUUUCCCUCCCCCCAGUCCAGGCAUCUCAGGAAACUUCGCGCGUGGGGUGACUCUGGCUGGCCGGGGCUGGGCGGUGGGGACAGACUCUCGCUGCACCCAGGGAAGACGGCAGACUUGAGGCUGGGAUUGAACGAGGAUUCUUCAGCGCCUGGCCAGGGCUCACAGACCUGGUUUAGCAGCGAUCCGUCCGCACCCUCCUCCACCCGUCUGCGCGUGAGCCUCCCCCGCUACAUCGGGGCCCCUGAUGUACCUGCCGCAGCCCGCCGCUCGGCUCUGAAGGGCUCCCCGCACCUCUGCUCUCUCCAGCUGCCGCGGUGAUGUGGGCUGCAGCGGCUGCCUCUCUGGGCCUGGCCGCCCUCCUGGGCGCCCUGCUGGGAGUGCCCGCGGGCUCGGCGGCCCAGCAGUACCACGGCGAGAAGGGCAUCUCGGUGCCGGACCACGGCUUCUGCCAGCCCAUCUCCAUCCCGCUGUGCACCGACAUCGCCUACAACCAGACCAUCCUGCCCAACCUGCUGGGCCACACCAACCAGGAGGACGCCGGGCUGGAGGUGCACCAGUUCUACCCGCUGGUCAAGGUGCAGUGCUCGGCCGAGCUCAAGUUCUUCCUGUGCUCCAUGUACGCGCCGGUGUGCACGGUGCUGGAGCAGGCCAUCCCGCCCUGCCGCUCUCUGUGCGAGCGGGCCCGCCAGGGCUGCGAGGCGCUCAUGAACAAGUUCGGCUUCCAGUGGCCCGAGCGCCUGCGCUGCGAGAACUUCCCCGUGCACGGCGCGGGCGAGAUCUGCGUGGGCCAGAACACCUCGGAGGCCCCCGGCCGAGCAGGGACAGGGGCCGGCGGCCCCACCGCCUACCCCACCCCCUACCUGCCCGGCCUCCUCACCCCGCCGCCGCCCCACGCCGGCUUCGCCUUCUCCUGCCCCCGGCAGCUUCAGGUGCCCCCUUACCUGGGCUACCGCUUCCUGGGGGAGCGGGACUGCGGAGCGCCCUGCGAGCCCGGCCGCCCCCACGGGCUGAUGUACUUCAAGGAGGCGGAGGUGCGGUUCGCCCGGCUGUGGGUGGGCGUCUGGUCGGUGCUGUGCUGCGCCUCCACCCUCUUCACCGUGCUGACCUACCUGGUGGACAUGCGGCGUUUCAGCUACCCGGAGCGGCCCAUCAUCUUCCUCUCGGGCUGCUACUUCAUGGUGGCCGUGGCCCACGUGGCCGGCUUCCUGCUGGAGGAGCGGGCGGUGUGCGUGGAGCGCUUCUCGGAGGAGGGCUACCGCACCGUGGCGCAGGGCACCAAGAAGGAAGGCUGCACCAUCCUCUUCAUGAUCCUCUACUUCUUCGGCAUGGCCAGCUCCAUCUGGUGGGUGAUCCUGUCCCUCACCUGGUUCCUGGCCGCCGGCAUGAAGUGGGGCCACGAGGCCAUCGAGGCCAACUCGCAGUAUUUCCACCUGGCCGCCUGGGCCGUGCCGGCCGUCAAGACCAUCACCAUCCUGGCCAUGGGGCAGGUGGACGGGGACGUGCUGAGCGGGGUCUGCUACGUGGGCCUCUCCAGCGUGGACUCGCUGCGGGGCUUCGUGCUGGCCCCGCUCUUCGUCUAUCUCUUCAUCGGCACCUCCUUCCUGCUGGCCGGCUUCGUCUCCCUCUUCCGCAUCCGCACCAUCAUGAAGCACGACGGCAGCAAGACGGAGAAGCUGGAGAAGCUGAUGGUGAGGAUCGGGGUCUUCAGUGUGCUCUACACCGUGCCCGCCACCAUCGUCCUGGCCUGCUACUUCUACGAGCAGGCCUUCCGCGAGACCUGGGAGAAGACGUGGCUGCUGCAGACCUGCAAAAGCUACGCCGUGCCCUGCCCCGGUCACUUCGCCCCCAUGAGCCCGGACUUCACCGUCUUCAUGAUCAAGUAUCUCAUGACUAUGAUCGUGGGCAUCACCACCGGCUUCUGGAUCUGGUCCGGCAAAACCCUCCAGUCCUGGCGGCGCUUCUACCAUAGGCUCAGCAGCGGCAGCAAAGGGGAGACAGCGGUAUGAUGAGACCUUGCUCCUCUUCCCUGAAGCCGGCUGCUGCUCCUGGAAAAGCCGCGCAGACACCGGAGUGACUCUCAAAGGAUUGGGAGAGGGCUCCCUGGGGUCUCACAACUCUGCCUUGCCGAAGACAAAAUCCUCAGACAGUGACUGGGUGGCUUUCUUGCCAACCAAGUUGAAAAGCACAGAGUAAGUACCCUUCUCAGACUGCUGGUGGGGAGCUCUUCCACUGCAAGAAGUUCCCUUUCUAAAAAAUAAUUACUGGGCAAAAGGUUAAGCUGGAUCGGUUGUGCUGCGACCGAUAUAAAAGUGUGGACCAAUAACUCUUUGAGUCAAGAAGUGGUCCAAUCCUAGUUUACUUCGGUGGGGUCAUACUGCAGCCGAUAUUGGCUUAAUUUCCUGAAUCCUAUUUUACUGUCUUCUCAUUCAAACCCAGAGUAAUCACGUGAGUAUUUUAAAAGAAGCUACCAAUUAUAAUCACGUGCUGUUGAGCUUUCCCAUAUCCUGUCAUAUAGAGGGGGUUGCUUUUAUAUCUAACCAUCACUUAUCAAAGAGAAUCCUAACUGGAGUGCGGGGAACCUUGCUGCUUGGAAGGAGGGAGUUGCUAUUUAAUACCCUAAAGACAGGACUUGUUGCUUUUCAGCCAAACAUUCCCCCCACCCCACCCCUGCCUUUGUUAUAGGAGACAAAGAGGAAACAAAAGUGUUUUUCUCUGUGGAAAGGCAUAAGCAUGAGGCCGGUUUUUAUGGGCAAACUAACAAAAAAGUCGUUAAAAUUCAAACUUGGAUGUGACUAGCACAUGUCGAUAAACAUUCUUUUUAUGAAAAAGGAGGCGGCAGGAUGUUUUCAUACAUGGUUCAAUAUGGGUUUCUGUUCUAGCUAAAAGAAAUGCCAGACUUCUUGUUAAACAUGCUUAAUUCAGAACACCUGACAAAACAGGCUGCAUUAAGAUAUGUAAGAUAAGUAUAUACAAUUUUUCUCUUCCUUCCCAUAAGCCUUAUUUCUUUGCUGUUUAUGUUCGGAUUGCUCUAGGGUACACUAAAAAAGCAAAGUGACUGGAUGGGAGGGAAUAGUUUAGACCAUGAAGUGCCAAUUUGCCUUGUCCUCUAAUUCCCUAAACAGCACAGUAACAAACAAUGGUGCAGUGUUGUUUUUUAAGAUGGAACUGGUCACCUUGUUUUAGGUACUUUCUGAACAGAAGUACAAAGACUUAAGUUCCCAGUGAUCAUAUCUGAAACGUUGUCAGAGAAGGGAAACUGAAUAACAAGAAAUUAAACUUCUCUUCACAGUCAUUCAUAUUCCUUUUGAUAUGUGACCAGUUCCUUAUUCUUUCAAACUCUUCAAUCAUGUUACAUUUGUGUGUUAAAUUGAUAGGUUGACUUUCAUAUUUUUAUUUCUGAAAUACUACUUUUUAGCUUUAUGAUCUAAAGAGUUUUUUUAUUUUUGCCUAAAGACUAAUCAGGGUAUUAAGGAUUUUUAACAAGCCCUGCCCCCUAACUCCCCCCCCCUAAGUCUGUAAUUGCUGCUUAUAAUAAAGAGCAGAUAACUGAAAUGAAAUUUUAAAAGCUGUUCAGGGUGAGGAGAACAGACUACUUUUGUCUAGUGGGCAAUACAGUAGCUUGGGGUGGGGGAGAAGGAAAUAUCCCAUCAGUCAAAUCCUCCAGUACAUCUGAUCCCAAACUCAUAGGAUUUGUUUUGUCUUUUAUGAUGUGCACAUGAAAAAC